AGGUUUAAAAUUUUAUAAAAUAAAAAAUAGAUAUUAAAAAAUUAAAAAUAAAAAUUUAAAAACAGUUUCAAAAAUUAGUUUUGAAUUAUAAAAAGAAAAUUUGAAAAAAUAAUUAUAAAAAAUUUCGAAUCUGAAAACAUAAAAUCUAAACUAUAAAAAAAAAUUAUUUUUUCAUUUUUUUAGAGAAAAUGACUAGGAUAACACUAAAAAAGUUUUUGUCACAAAUAUAGCCUCUAAAAAUAAAAUGACCAAAAUAACACUUAAUAUUUUAUCAAAAGAGAUAAAUUUACAUUUAUACCCCAAUGGUAAAUUAAUUUAGACAGGUUUAGGAUUUAUAGUUUAGGGUUGAGAGUUUAGGUUUUAGGGUUUAGAGUUGGGAAGUGGGGUUUUGGAAUAAGAUUUCAAAUUUUGAAAAAUAAAAAAAAAAUAAAUUUUUCAAAAAAUAAAAUGCUAUUUUGGUCAUUUUAGUUUUUGAGAGCUAUUUUUGUGACAUAAACUUAGAAAUAUGCUAUUUUGGAGAUUUGCCUUUUUUUAUUUUUAUUUUAUUUAUUUUUGUUUGUUUAUUUAAUUUUAAACCAAGGGUAUUAGAGAUAUUUUACCAUUUAAUGAAUGUUAUUUACUUAUUUUUGUAACUUUCUCCUUCUAGUACCAUUUUUGAGACAAAAAUUCAAAAUGUGCUAUUAUUGACAAUUGCCCCUAAAAAAAUUAUCUAAAUAAAACUUUUUUUCUUAAAAGAGUCUAAAUAAAACUUGUUUUAAUCAUUUAUCUCUUCAUUUUUUCAACUGAGAUUAUAUUAGUAGAGACGGAAAGAGAUUUUGAGUUAGUAAAAGAGUCGAUUGGUUGAAAACCCAAAAAGAAGUUCAUAAUUAGGUAAAUGCCAUAACAGUAAAAGUUUACAGUCUACAGCACUAAAUGAGGGUUUAAAAUUAUGUUAAUCUCCUUGAUAUUGUCUCCUUCUUCUCUUACUUUCUUUCUCUCUCUAUUUACAAAAAGCAAAAGAGAAACACUUUCCGACUCGCUUUGUUUCUGUCGUGACGAAAAAAAUUCCAGAAAUUUCAAUGGGUUGUUGUCAAUCCAUGGGUCCGGGCGAACACCAGCCGCUUGAGAAAGAUGGAGCUCAACCGACGCAAGUGACUGAAAACCACCACGGCGGCGCUACGACGGCUGAUAACAGCGGCGGAGAUGGUGGUGUAGCUGGAGGAGGAGGAGGAGGAGGAGGGAUCCCGUCUUUCUCUGCGUUCUCUUUCUCCGACCUCAAAGCAGCUACAAACAACUUCAGCUCCGACAACAUCGUGUCUGAAAGCGGCGAGAAAUCCCCAAAUCUGGUCUACAAAGGCCAACUUCAGAACCGCCGUUGGAUCGCCGUCAAGAAGUUCACUAAGAUGGUUUGGCCUGAUCCUAAACAAUUCGCGGAAGAAGCAUGGGGUGUUGGGAAAUUCAGACAGAACCGGUUGGCGAAUUUGAUUGGAUACUGUUGUGAUGGAGACGGUGGGAGAGAAUGUGUUGUGAAUCUUAACCGACGAUUUGUGUAUAGAACAGUGAAGUAAUUUAGGAUUUGUCUGUAUUGAGAUUUGCAGAGAAAUGGAGUUUGUGGAGAGAGAGAGAGAGAGAGAGAGAGAGAGAGAGAGUAGAGAGAGAGAGAGAGAGAGAGAGAGAGAGAGAGAGAGAGAGAGAGAGAGAGAGAGAGAGAGAGAGACGACACAAUAUGAAGUCUAUGAUAGGUAGAAGUAAUAGGGGUAGCAGAGACAUUAGAGAAAAUGUACAGUGUAUAACAGUGAUUUUUGGUAUAUCGCUAAUUAGGGGUGGGCACUUUACCCGAUAUCCGAAGUAGCACCCGAACCCGAUCCGAAAAACCCGAACCGAAAUCCGAACCGAAGUAGCAAAAUACCCGAACGGGUAUUGAAUUAGGAGAGAUUGGAUACCCGAAUCCGAAUGGAUAAUAUCCGAACCCGAAUGGAUAUCCGAAGAUAACCGAACAUAUGUAUAAUAACCUUAUAUUUCUAGUUUACAUCUCUUAUUUUAAUAAAUAUAUAUAUUAAUACUACACAUACUUUAAGUUCAUAUGAUAUACAUGCAAUUACUGAAAAAAUGAUUUGGUACUCACUUAAAAAACAUGUCAAGUUUUUUUAUUUCAAAAAUUAACAAAAAGUUACAUCCAAAUUUUAAAACAAUAACUAAAUUAAUGCAUUUUUAGUUUUAAAAUGUUAUGUCCAAAUCUAUUAACCAUUUAAUCUAUUAAAAAAAGUUAAGUAAAUUUAUAUUCUUAAAUACAAGAAAUUUAAAAAAUGAAAAAAUUUAAUUUUUUUUCAAAAUCUAAAUAUCUAAACCCGAUCCGAAAUAACCGAAACCGAACUAAAAAUACCCGAACCCGACCCGAAGUAUAGAAAUACCCGAACGGGUCCUACACCUCUAUACCGAAAUACCCAAAAAUCCGAAAUACCCGACCCGAACCCGAACGGAUACCUGAACGCCCACCCCUAUCGCUAAUUAUGCAUAAACGUGUAGGUAGGGAAUGCAAAAAAUUUUGAAUCUGAAAACAUAUAAUCUGCAAUUAUAAAAAAAUUUUCAUUUAUUUUAUUUUAUUUUAUUUAUUUUUGUUUGUUUAUUUAAUUUUAAACCAAGGGUAUUAGAGCUAUUUUACUCUUUAAUGAAUGUUAUUUUUGUGAUUUUCUCCUUCUAUUGCCAUUUUUGAAACAAAAACUGAAAAAGUACUAUUAUUGAUAAUUGCUCCUAAAAAAAUUUAUAUAAAUAAUUUUUUUUUUUUUGAAAAGAGUCUAAAUAAAACUUGUUUUAAUCAUUUAUCUCUUCAUUUUUUCAACUGAGAUUAUAUUAGUAGAGACGAAAAGAGAUUUUGAGUUAGUAAAAUGUCCUGUUCGAAAACGCGGCCAAGGCGCCCGAUUCCGCGGCGGAGAAGCAUUGGGCGUUCCCUUACCGUCUGGAUUAUAGGCUGUUCGGAAAAAAAAACUCGGAUCAUUGAGAAAAAUCAUCUUUUCUUUCAUUUUUAUGUAAUUUCACAUGUUUUUUUUUGUUCACAUAAUUUCACAUGUUAAUUGAUGAAUUUAUCGAUAAAAGAAGAAGAAAAUGAAUGACAAAAAACAAAAAAAAAGAAGAAGAAGAAAAUGAUGAAAACAAAUGAAAUCUGUAAAAAGAAUU
Molecule: messenger RNA, 3153 nt
Organism: Brassica rapa (field mustard)
Lineage: Eukaryota; Viridiplantae; Streptophyta; Magnoliopsida; Brassicales; Brassicaceae
Product: serine/threonine-protein kinase BSK1
Biological process (GO): brassinosteroid mediated signaling pathway
Molecular function (GO): protein kinase activity
Source: RefSeq, a predicted model, not a curated record